Messenger RNA from Oldenlandia corymbosa var. corymbosa, 2838 nucleotides. The record is from the annotation of a GenBank genome assembly. NCBI's taxonomy places the organism in Eukaryota, Viridiplantae, Streptophyta, Magnoliopsida, Gentianales, Rubiaceae.
AAUAGAUUAAAAGGAAAGAAAAAAAGAAAAAGGGGAAAAAAAAAGAAAAAAAAAGAAGAGAGAGAGUCAAGAAUAUACAUACUGGUACGAAAUUCUCUUCUUUUUCUCUCCCCCGACGAAAAAUCACCAUUGGCUUCCGACGCUGUUCAUCUAAUCCGACGGCCUACAGUUAACGAGGGAGGGGAGGCAGAAAGGAUCAACCGUCAUCGUUUCUUCUCUUUCUCCUCUCUCUCUAUCUAUCAGAUUGCUGCACAAAUCAAUCUCUGUGCAGGAAAAUAUCGGUUCUUGAUUUCUUUUUUUUUUUUUGUAAAUUUAUAAAUCUAUUACUUCACCAUGAACGAGAAGGCCGGCGUUUCCAAGGAGCUGAAUGCAAAACAUAGAAAGAUUUUGGAAGGGCUUCUUAAAUUGCCUGAGAACAGGGAAUGUGCCGAUUGCAAAACCAAAGGUCCACGAUGGGCUAGUGUGAACUUAGGCAUCUUCAUUUGUAUGCAAUGUUCUGGAAUCCACAGGAGUCUUGGAGUGCACAUUUCAAAGGUAAGAUCCGCUACACUAGACACAUGGCUUCCUGAACAAGUGGCAUUUAUUCAGUCAAUGGGAAAUGAGAAGUCAAAUAGUUACUGGGAAGCAGAGCUACCACCCAAUUAUGAUAGAGUUGGCAUUGAGAACUUCAUUCGAGCUAAGUACGAGGAGAAGAGAUGGGUUGCAAAGGAUGGACAACCAAGGUCGCCUGCUAGGGGACUAGAGGAGAAGCCGUCAGUUCAAUGGCAAAGACCUGUUGAAACAAAUGCACAUGGAUUCUCUGGCCAUUCUAGGAAUUCAUAUGUUGAGAGGAAGAACUUUCAUACAUCCGCUGCAAAGGAAACCUCUGCUGCUGGGAGAACUGGCAUUCCAGCGCCCCCGAGAGGACAAGAACCUGUUGUUCCAGCCCCAAGGCCCUCAACACUUCCGCAAGAAGUUCAGAAGACAGAACCUGAUGCGUCUGAAUCUACUAAACAUGUUGCAGAAGCUGCCAAGGUUGAUUUUGCUACUGAUCUUUUUGACAUGCUUUCAGUCGAUACUCCUAAUGAAAAUGGGUCCGGAGCAGCAUCUACAGAUGAUAUGUGGGCUGGUUUCCAGUCUGCUCCUGAAACAUCGACAGCCGAACCAAGUGCCCCCACCAAACCAGAUGACAAUAAGACUCCGUCUGCCACUGGAAUUGAUGAUUUAUUUAAGGAUUCUCCAUCAAUCUUACCUACUUCUACAACUGAGAAGCCUCAAAAGGAUGUAAAAAAUGACAUCAUGAGCCUUUUUGAUAAGUCCAAUAUGGUGUCACCCUUUGCUUCUCAUCAACAACAACUAGCUAUGUUGGCACAACAGCAGUUAAUGGCAGCAGCUGCUGGUGGAAUGCUAAAAGUUCCAGGCAAUGCACCACAGGGGCCAAAUGGCACCACCUUACCAAAUCAAAGUUGGGCAAAUGCUUACCAGUAUUAUGGAAUGAUGAUGCCAUCUGCUGGAAAGAGCGAAGUGGAGAAGUAUAUGCAGGUAUGAUGCAUUAGUGGCAAAUAUCAAUUAGUAUUACAGCUUCAUUUGACAUAUAUUCUUUGUUUCUGUGCCAGAUGGGUAACUUGGGAACAUCACAGCCCCUUGGCGUUGCUGCACAAUUUCCAGCAUCCAGGUAAUAUGCUUUUUAUGUUAGUAUCAAAUGCUCAUGAUAUUGGCCUUUAGUUUUGGGGUCAUGUUUUUUUGAGAAUAGCUUGUUAAAAAACUGAAUCACUUGUUUUCUGUUCUUCCCGGAUUUACAACAUGCUAAUUACCAUUGGAAGAUAGGCAUUCACUAGAUUCAGUCAUUUGGAUCACUAGCUACAUUUUCUUUAAUCUUGUGCUUCUUCGAGCCAGUGGUUUCCUGUAUAAUGGAUUUAAGCAUUCUUUUACCUUUUAUUUAUUGAUUUGUUUUGUCUUUAACUACUAUAGAAGUUCUGGUCGACAUUCUAUAUAGCUUUUACGGUCCCUAUGUUGUAAUUAAGAAGCUAAAAUUGCUCGCCAUACAUGAAGAAGUGCAUAUUCCUGAUUUAUUUUACUUUUAUUUUAUUUUUGGGGUUAUGGUGUUGUAGCUUUUCUGUGGGACAAAAUACUUCCAGUAAUGGUCACACCGGUUCUGGAGUGAGCAAGCAGACACCAUCCUCUGUCUCUACUGCUGCCAUGCCAAAGAAAGGCGACGAGUAUGAUUUCUCCUCUUUGACUCAAGGCUUUUUCUCAAAGCAGUAAGUCUCUUCGUACAGGGAAGUCCAGACUGGCCAUUUAGUCAUAGAUUACCAGAUGAGAGAGUUACAUGAAUAGUAGUUUUUGGACGGUUCCCCUAUCAAGGGGAUUUGUACACCUGUAGAGCAGUUCUUGCGCUUUUAUCAUUUGAUGGUUUUGCUUCUAUUUAAGCUGUACUUGGAUAAUAAAGGGUCCACAUUGAUUGUAAUCGGAACAUCAUUUUGCAGCACUUUAUAGUUACACUUAAUUACUGAGCCGUACAAUAUCUGUGCAUUUGUUCUAAGUCUGUCUAUCAGGGAUAUUUGUACACCUAUCAUGAAUUUACCAUACUGCGCUUUUCUUAGCCCAUCUGAUUAAACCUCUGGAAGGAUGUUUCGGUAUGGCAAACAUCCUGCUACCACUGCUUCCUUAUUUGUGCUGUUCGAAGAAGAAUAUUGAGUUUGAAGCAAUAUAGUAGAAAGAAAUUGGAACUGUGGUACUAGUUGGCGUUUUCUAGCAGUGUUCUUGGCCAACCGACGUAUCAAUGCAUUCUUUCAGUAGGAAAUGAAAGACCAGGACGGGUACAGAUGCUCAAAUGUACCCUUCCCGUCUCAUUUUAAU